Messenger RNA from Periconia digitata, 2668 nucleotides. The record is from the annotation of a GenBank genome assembly. Lineage: Eukaryota; Fungi; Ascomycota; Dothideomycetes; Pleosporales; Periconiaceae.
CUGCCUGCUGUUUGCUGUUUGCGCGCCUGGGAUCCUUUUCUUGCGACCUUUGUGGCCCUUGCAGGUACGUACAUGGUUUUGUUUCUCUCUCGUGCCCUUUUCAUAUCUCAUUCCCCUGUCCGCCUGCUUGCACAAAUUUCUUCACCUUGGCAUCCGUCCACAAAAAAACAUUAUACACACAAUCGCUGCAGGGGGGUUGCAGAGAGAAGACCUCCAGACACCACGCCGCCCGCCUACCGCCGCCGCUGCUGCUUCUGCCAUUUGUCGUCAUCAUGGCCUUCGCCUCGGUCGUCGUCGUCGUCUGUUUGUUUGGCCCCCGCCCGUGGCAUUCCCGAUGCCUGGCUGGCUGGCUGGCUGACGGACUGAUCCCAUCGACUCGACAUGGUCAAUUGACAAUGGCACGCACCGCGCAGUCGAGACAUGCAUGCAUUUCUUCAAUCGUCCGUCGGUCGGUCGGUAGGCAAGGCCACAAGGGACGCAUGCGAAAGUCAGUCGGUUUGUCUUUCAGUGUGUGCGUGUGUGCGUGGUCAUGGCGCGCGGUUGGCGGCUCUGCUGCCCUGCUGCGAUUGUAUCGGCAAAGCUGAUCGCGCGUGCCCGUCGCACAGCUUCACCCAUCCAUCCACCGCCGACCAACCUACCGACCUACUUACAGCCUGCACACCGACCACCACCACCACCUCCUCCUCCUCUUCUUCACCUUCUCCCCCUCGCUCACCUCAUCUUCACCCUCUCCCUUUCACUUCCACACCCAACCGUCCACGCUCUCUCUCUCAUUCUCUCUCUUUUCUCCCCACUCACCUUUUUUUAUUUCCAACCACACCUGCCGUCAUUGUCGGCUCUACUUAUUUCCUUCCUCCCAUCACCCCCGCCCUCCUCUGCUCUUCCCUCCUCAUUGACGCCAGUAGAUCUCUCGUCACCACCUGCCAUUCCUCUACGGCUUCUCCUACCUCAGCUGCUCUACUCUGCUCUGCUCCUUCUCACACUCUCUUUCUCUUCCCGGCGCAAUUUGGCGUCUGCGACAACCAACCACUUACCUCGAGCACCCACGCUCGUCCAGCCAGCUCUCCCCCAACAUCUUCAUCAUCCCGUCAUAGAUCCAAGACUGUCGGUUUGCUUCGGUGAGUGACUCCAGCAGCCCGCCAAACUAGCGCAUCGCCCGCCGUCUUGCUCCGGUCCUCUUCACCCCGCCUACCCGUCCGCCCGCCCGCCAGUCCAAGUUUCGCCGACGCUAACCCACCACCUUUGCUAGAUAUUUGAAAACCUUGUCCUUCCUAGCAGUUUUAGACUCGACAACUCUUAUUCACUUCCACCGCACUCACACCUGCCCACGAUCGCAAGAAUGAGCUUUCAGAAUUACGACAACUUCCAGGGCCAGCCCAGCGCUGAGCAGCCCGGUGCGCCCGCUCCCCAGUCCGACAUGGGCCAGCAGCUCGACAACAACCAGCAAGCUUUCGCCGCUGGCAACAUGGGCGGUCCCGGUCCUUCCCCCCAGGAGGGCCAGCAAGACGGCAGCAGCAAGACCACCCUGUGGAUGGGCGAGCUCGAGCCUUGGAUCGACGAAAACUUUGUGCGCAGCAUAUGGUACAACAUGGGCGAGAAUGUCAACGUCAAGAUGAUUCGCGACAAGUUCUCUGGCAAUGCUGGGUACUGCUUCGUUGAUUUUGCCAACCCUGCAGCUGCUGCCAAAGCUCUCCAGUUGAACGGUCAAUUGAUCCCCAACUCCAACCGCCCUUUCAAGCUCAACUGGGCAUCCGGUGGCGGCCUCGCCGAUCGCAGCCGCGACGACCGCGGUCCGGAAUUCUCCAUCUUCGUCGGCGAUCUCGGCCCCGAGGUCAACGAGUUCGUUCUGGUGCAACUCUUCCAAAACAAGUAUCCGUCGUGCAAGUCCGCCAAGAUCAUGUCGGACCCCAUCUCUGGAAUGUCGCGCGGCUAUGGCUUCGUCCGAUUCACUAGCGAGGAUGACCAGCAGAAGGCUCUCAACGAGAUGCAAGGCGUGUACUGCGGCAACCGCCCCAUGCGCAUUUCGACCGCCACCCCCAAGAACAAGAGCGGUGGUCCCGGAGGUCAGGCCAUGGGCCAGGGCAUGCCUCAACAGGGUGGUGGUCCUGGCGGCAUGUACUCCAUGGGCGCUCCUCCCAUGGGAUACUACGGCGCGCCGCAACCCAUGAACCAGUUUACGGACCCAAACAACACCACCGUGUUCGUCGGUGGUCUCUCUGGUUACGUGACUGAGGACGAGCUCCGUUCCUUCUUCCAGGGCUUUGGUGAAAUCACCUACGUCAAGAUCCCCCCCGGCAAAGGUUGCGGUUUCGUCCAGUUCGUGCAGCGACACGCAGCUGAGAUGGCCAUCAACCAGAUGCAGGGCUACCCUAUCGGUAACUCCCGCGUUCGUCUGUCUUGGGGUAGGAGCCAGAACAAUUCGGGCCCUGCCGGCACCCCUUACCGCCCUGCACCCCCACCCCCCGUCUUCCCUACCAUGGGCAUGCCGCCCUCCCACCCUUACGGAAAUUUUGCUCCCAUGAAGUUAUGGCGGUGGAGCCCAUCAGAUGCCGACCGGUAUGCCGAACGGCCACCCGAACGGUCACGGCGGCGCUCCUGGCAUGCCCGGUGCUCCCGACGGCAUGAAUGGCCAAGGCAACGGUGACGAUGGCGCGUUUGCCCAGCAGCU